This is a messenger RNA of Anopheles nili, 1482 nucleotides long. RefSeq names its product leucine-rich repeat neuronal protein 3-like. The record is from RefSeq and is a predicted model, not a curated record. The transcript has a single exon. Gene Ontology annotation, cellular component: extracellular matrix. Gene Ontology annotation, molecular function: protein binding. NCBI's taxonomy places the organism in Eukaryota, Metazoa, Arthropoda, Insecta, Diptera, Culicidae. Bases 1 to 1482 code for a protein of 493 amino acids.
AUGUGCGCUAAAGUGUGCCCGUUAUCGCGGUGGGUAAUCCCACUUCUGCUGCUGCUGCUGGUUGGCUUGCCAGUGUUCCACGCACAAGAGGAUAUCCAACCAGCCGCCCCAAAUGUGCCCGAGCGGCCAAUUUCCCAGCUUUGCGACUUCAAAAAACCCAUGUACGAUCCAACCGACAAGGACGGCGAUCGAUUCUGUGACUGCGACGUACACAACGAACCAUACAGUGGUCUUCCGCUGAUCAGAAUCGUUUGCCGCCGGCAUGGGCUCAAUGACAGUUUCUGGGAGGAAUCGAUUCGCGAACAGUUACCCCACGGUACGAGUCAGCUCGAUUUGUCCUACAACGCACUCACGAGUGUGCCGCGCCUGAGCGGCGACAAUCUUGCGGAUCUACGCCUCAACCACAACAAGAUAACAACCGUGCCCGAUAACGUGUUCGCUAACGUUUCCACCCUUGUUGAGCUGCGUCUGAGUGGUAACCAGCUCACGGUACUCACCACCGACGCCUUUGCUGGGCUGACGAUGCUUAAACUGCUCGAUUUGAGCGACAACCGCAUCAGCACGAUCGAGGUGCACGCGUUCUCCAGCUCGAUCCAUCUGGAGAGGCUCAUCCUGUCAAACAACUCGCUUGGGACGCUACUAAAUCACACAGAUUCCACGCUAUAUCUGAAGCUAGGUGUCUCGACCCGGCUUACGGUGCUCGAGCUACAGCGCUGCAACCUCACCGAGGUCAAUCUAUCCGCCGGAGUUGGUCUCAAGCGAGUUCUGCUCGGAUUCAACCGGUUCCAAACCCUCACGAACCUUCCGAAACAGGUCACAUACCUGGACGUCAGUGGGACUCCAAUACGCACGCUGACAGCGAAGUUCCUGCCACAUCUGCUACACCUCGAAACGCUCAUCCUGCAGGACAUGCCGACGUUGUACACGCUCGACGAUUACGCGCUGACUGGGUUGCCCCAGUUAACUACCGUUAACCUGCAAGGCUCACGAAACCUCUCAACCGUGCAUCCGUACGUGUUCGGUCAGAACGUGGCGCGUAACGAGACGGGCAUCGCGUUAAGCCGGUUCAUCCUGAAAGGAACGAACCUGCGUACGCUCAACUCCACGUUGCUGUUCGCGUUCCAGAAGCUGAAGGUGCUCGACGUUCGAGGUGCUCCAUUGCGGUGUGAUUGCGAAGUUCGGUGGCUGCGCGAAAUGCCAGAUCUAGUUACGCUGGCAAUAUGCGCCCGACCGAUGGCCCUACACGGGAAGUUCUUCGGUCACAUCAAAACGGAACUACUUCAAUGCCGGGCGGAGCAGCUUUGGAUCUACACCGUGUUCAAUGUGGUGCUGGUGGUGUUAUUGGUCGUGCUCGUGGCCGUCGGGAUCUUCCUGAUCGUGCGAGCUAUUCGCCCGAAACCGCACGUUCAACUGCGUACGGUGGGUCCUAUGAGUCCGUACGCGCGCGUUACCAUCGAACCGAACCGGGAGGAUAUGCUGUGA